Messenger RNA from Syngnathoides biaculeatus (alligator pipefish), 923 nucleotides. It is a transcript of the gene prdx1, whose product is annotated as peroxiredoxin 1. The transcript is spliced from 6 exons. Gene Ontology annotation, biological process: cellular response to stress; cell redox homeostasis; removal of superoxide radicals. The record is from RefSeq and is a predicted model, not a curated record. Lineage: Eukaryota; Metazoa; Chordata; Actinopteri; Syngnathiformes; Syngnathidae. Gene Ontology annotation, molecular function: thioredoxin peroxidase activity. The coding region runs from base 144 to 740 and encodes 198 amino acids. Gene Ontology annotation, cellular component: cytosol.
CUGAGAUCCCGUUCUGUGCGCCCUAAUAACGCGAGAGCUGGCCGGCCCAUAUAAAAGGCGACGUCGCCGCGAUUUCUUUCCUCAACGUUUUUCCUCCCGAGCGCGACAAGACCGGCCAAGUUCACACUUUCAGUUGGCGGAAGAUGGCGGCAGGCAAAGCCCAAAUCGGAAAGACGGCUCCGGAUUUUACAUGCAAAGCCGUGAUGCCAGGCGGCCAAUUCAAGGACUUGAAGCUGUCCGACUACAAAGGGAAGUACGUCGUCUUCUUCUUCUACCCCCUUGACUUCACCUUCGUGUGCCCGACUGAGAUCAUCGCGUUCAGCGACGCGGCGGACGAAUUCAGGAAGAUCGGCUGCGAGGUCAUCGCCGCCUCCGUUGACUCGCACUUCUCCCACUUUGCAUGGACCAACACUCCCCGCAAGGAGGGCGGUUUGGGCGCCAUGAAGAUCCCGCUGGUGUCUGACAUACGGCGCACCGUCUCCACCGAUUAUGGCGUUCUGAAGGAGGACGAAGGCAUCGCCUACAGAGGUCUGUUCAUCAUCGACGACAAGGGCAUUCUGCGACAGAUCACCAUCAACGACCUUCCCGUCGGGCGUUCCGUGGAGGAGACCUUGCGUCUGGUCCAGGCCUUUCAGUUCACCGACAAGCACGGAGAAGUGUGCCCGGCCGGCUGGAAGCCAGGAAGUGACACCAUCAAACCUGACGUCCAGAAGAGCAAAGAGUUCUUCUCCAAGCACUGAUAAGACCAACCCGGGAAUCUGCUUCCUGCUCCACCAGAUUUCAUAUCGAUAAUGUUUGCAGAAGAGAUGAUUUUUAUAUUGUUUGUAGAGGUGUUGCUAGGCGACAGUUUGUAGUUAGCCUGUCGUAUCUGAUUGUCUUGUGUAUACUGAAGACCAAAGUAUAUUGUUUUAGGGUUUCAUUGA